AAAUAUUUUAAAAUAAAAACUUUUAGUAAAAAUAUCAUAGCCUUGAUAUCUAUAAUUUAUAUAACUGAAACGCGGGGGAAAGGAUAUGGUUAAGGGAGCCUUCUUAGUUUACCUUAUACGACAGCCAGCUAGGCACUACAAUCGUUCAUGAAACCACUAAAUAACUGGUUCGUCAUUGAUUGUCCCCGCAUUCGGAAUUUCUACAUUUGCAUGUUUGAGGAUUUGAAAUAUAGACUUACCGGAGAUUUGAAUUACUUUUGCUUUAUACCAGCUCGAGGUGACAAGAACCUUCUUCUUCAUCACCCUCCACGCAACAAGUGAAAUUGCGCCCAAAAUAGGCUCUCCAGAUAUGUCUUCAUACCUUACAACACUGUACUGUUCGUCUUCAAUCCAAAAUACUAAAGCAAAUUUCCUUUCAGCCAUAUUAAAAAAGAUCAGUGAAUUGAUUUAAAAACACGAGUUUUGUUUUAAUCGUUUGCUCAGGCAGUCACGCUACUUUACUUCAGUCGAACGAAAAUUUCAACUGCGCGCAUCAAAAGGAGACUUGAAUUCUACCGCUAACGUGAUUGAUCAGCCAAUCAAAGCGAAGGAUUACCAGCACACAGCUGGCAGAUCUCCGAUUUCAACCAAACCCUUAUCAGAUCGUGACAUGACAGCUAUUCUGUAAUUGGUAUCGAACUUUAAUUGUUACUUGAGAGCUUUGAACGCAGGUUGUUUUUAAAAGUUGCAAUACUUGGCAAAAAUGUCCGAUAUGGAAGCGCAAGCUAAAAAAAGAAGAAAGACAAGAAACGAGAUGGUUAAUGAAAUAAUUAUGGAAUCGGUAGCUACAGAACAAAACGUCAUAUCGAUUCAGAAGCAUUUUGCUGAAUCAGUUUUGUCGACGCCGCAGUCAAAUCGACCUUUUUCUGAAAUUGUACACUCAUCCCACGACGCGGACGAAAUCCAUUCCCUUUCUAGCGAGUCCAGUGGUGAAGAGAUUAUACAGUGUACAAAAAUGGAGCAAACUUUACAGUACAUGAAAGAAGCUAUAAACGAGGACAACUCCGUGACACCAAUGGGAUCAUGUGAAGCUGAAUCAUUUUCUCGACUUGAGCCAAAUUAUGACAUUGAAGAUAGUAGCAGUUAUCAUGAUACUUCAAGGAAUGAUGUACUGUUAUCGAACGAGAACGAUGUGGAUGAAGAAAAUGACUGGGUUCUUGACUACUUAGACAAGAUACAGGAGGCCCUUCAAGAAGAAAUGGACAACAUCACGAAAGACGUUAACGAAGUAGAUGAUGAGGAAGUUUGGUACGACUCGUUGGACGAGAUCAGCAACUUUCAAACACAACAAGGUACUGUGGACAACGAUUAUGAAGAAAAUGCUGACUCCAAACCACUGUAUGAAAAUGCUCCGAUCACAGUUGGGGUUAGUGCUUUACUAAUUAUGACAUUUGCUAUUAGGCAUAUGAUAUCUGGUAAGGCAUUACACGACUUGCUAGUGCUAGUAAGUUUGCAUUGUGGGUGGCCAAACUAUUGUUUCAAAACAUUAUAUACAUUCAAAAAGUACUUUCAAAAUUUAAAGAGCCCGCUCAAAUUCCAUAACUACUGCUCUAAAUGCAACGUAUCUAUCAGUAAAGAAAUGCCAACGUGUCCUAACAGCCUAUGCCUUCAAGACUUGACCGUCCCAGGAAAUAUGAGCUUCUUCAUAGAAAUUUCUAUCGAAGAUCAAAUACGAUCAUUGUUUGCGAAAACAGGGAUUUGGAACUUACUUAACUAUCGCUUCUCGCGAGUUAAAAGAGGAAUAAAUAAUAUUGAAGAUAUCUACGAUGGGAAACAAUAUCGAAGAUUUUUCGGGAACGGCGGAAUACUUGACGAUCAAAGGAACAUUUCGUUAACUUGGAAUACGGAUGGAAUACCAGUAUUUAAAUCUUCAAAAGUUGCAAUAUGGCCUCUAUACUUUGUGGUCAACGAACUACCUUACGCGCAAAGAAUUUCGAGAAGUAACAUGAUCGUCGCUGGUUUAUGGUUUGGCAGCAGCAAGCCAAAUAUGCUAACAUACUUAAAACCCUUCCACUCCAGUUUGAAAAAAUUAGAAACUAAUGGAAUUCGAGUUGAAAAUCCAGAACAAGGAUCUUUUGUAAGCCGAGCGAUUUUGUUAGCUGGAACAUGCGACCUCCCAGCUAAAUGUAUGGUAUGCAACUCAAUCCAAUUUAAUGGUCAAUAUGGCUGCCUAAAAUGCAAGCAAGCGGGGGAAACAUUUCGAACUGAAAAGGGAGGGAUAGUACAUAGCUACCCAUUCAAGCAAGAUAAUCCGAAAGGCCCAGAGCGGACUCAUGAAGAAACUCUAGAGCAUGCCAAACAAGCAGUUACAGAUGGCAAGCCAUGCAAUGGUAUUAAAGGUCCAUCAUGGCUCGCAGGCCUGAAACACUAUGACAUUAUUAAAGGAACUGGCAUAGACUAUAUGCACGCAGUACUUUUAGGUGUUAUGAAAUUGCUUUUAAAUUUGUGGUUUGGAACGAAUCGCAAUUUCCCCUUCAGCAUAUCUCAUAAGAUAAAUCAAGUUGAUAAGCGUCUUCUUUCAAUUAGGCCACCAGAUUGUAUAUCACGAUGCCCACGUUCAAUAGAAGCUCAUAGAAAGUAUUUUAAGGCUUCGGAAUUGCGUUCUUUUCUAUUGUUUUACGGACCAGCUAUACUUCUAACUAUUUUACCAACCGAAUACUAUGAUCAUUUUCUUCUUCUAAGCGAAGCGAUAUACGUUUUGUUACAGCAAUCUAUUACAGUUGAUGAGAUAGCGCAUGCUGAGCGGCUUUUAUUCCAUUUUUGUGUUAUGUUUGAGACAUUGUACGGUAAAAGAUAUCAAACAGCAAAUAUUCACUGCCUUGUUCACUUGGCAGAUAACGUGAGGGAAUUAGGACCGUUGUGGACUCACUCCUGUUUCCAUUUCGAAGACAAAAACGGUUUUCUCUUAAAAACUAUUCACGGUACCCAGCAGAUUCAUUUUCAGUUGAUAUCGGCAAUUUCUAUUUCUAAGCGUAUACCAGAACUCGAGAAAGAUUUUCUUUUGGAUGGGACUCAUGAAUGCGAAUUUUACCACAAACUCACGGGAAAAGUUAAAUUAGCUAAAAAUGAAGUACAACUUUCAACAGAGUGCUUCGCAAUCGGUGGAGCAAGUUGGCGUCAGCUUUCACCGGUCGAAUUUGAUAUGUUUUCAAAAACAUUCGGUUCUGUCCCGCCAAAUAUGAAAGUGCAAACGUUUUCCCGUAUUAGAAAAGCGAAGUGUAUUUAUCACUCAAAAAUGUAUAAACGUGUUCAAAGCAGAAAUAGUUAUACAAUUAGGUUUGCGGAUCAGGACAAUGAGAGCGGUUACGGACUUAUCGAAUAUUUUGCUCAGUUUAAGCCGGUGUGUUUGUGUGUUGAAGUAGAAUGUAAAUGUCCUAGUUUCAAUUUCGCCGUCGUUUCUACUCUUUCAAAAAUCAACAUGAGCCUUAUUGAUGACGAUAUUACACAUGCCACAGUUCCAAACAUUAUUGUAGUUGCACCAACGGAACCUAAUAAAAUUCAAAUUAUUGACAUUGCAAAAAUACAAAAUAAGUGCACAUACAUGGAGUUUUGUGACUCCCCGCAUCACGUAUUUCUUGCACAGUUUCCUAACUCAGUCGAGACAGAUUAG
Molecule: messenger RNA, 3649 nt
Organism: Dendronephthya gigantea
Lineage: Eukaryota; Metazoa; Cnidaria; Anthozoa; Malacalcyonacea; Nephtheidae
Exons: 1
Coding region: 743-3649 (968 amino acids)
Source: RefSeq, a predicted model, not a curated record